Messenger RNA from Brassica oleracea var. oleracea, 1215 nucleotides. Its product is annotated as probable membrane-associated kinase regulator 1. Lineage: Eukaryota; Viridiplantae; Streptophyta; Magnoliopsida; Brassicales; Brassicaceae. The record is from RefSeq and is a predicted model, not a curated record. Gene Ontology annotation, molecular function: kinase inhibitor activity. Bases 207 to 1082 code for a protein of 291 amino acids. The transcript has a single exon. Gene Ontology annotation, cellular component: plasma membrane.
AUCAUUUACCACUAUUUAUUUGCAUUGCAUGUGACUACAGCUUCAAUCUGGCGAUCUUUGUGGGCUUUCCUCAUGAUAUCAACUGCACUGCAGUAGCAAAUAUAAAACAAAACAAAAAUAAACAAUUUAAAACAUUGCAUUCUAUUAUUACAUUGCAUAGAAGCUAAAGACAAAACAGAGAGAGAGAGAGAGAUAAUAAGAACAGGAUGAGACGUCAACCACGUCAACGUCACUCGCCACCGCAAUAUCACUCCUCUCCGUCGUCAUCUUCGUCGGAAUUUGAAUUCAACAUCUCAAUCUCGCCGCGAAAAGCUUCCUCUUCGCUUUGUCCAGCCGAUGAGCUCUUCUACAAAGGCCAGCUUCUUCCUCUCCAGCUUUCGCCUCGUCUCUCUCUCGUCCGUACACUCUGUUCUUCUUCCUCUGACUACACUUCUUCUUCUUCCUCCGCCGCAGCACGUGACUCCACCGAAUCUUCCUCCUCCACUGACUCCACCUCCUCUUUCCCUCUCCUCCACGCUCCCCCGCUCGAUUGCUGCGACUCUUCGCGGCCUAGCUCUGUUACCGAUGAAGAAGAUGUCUUCUUUAAACAGACAAAGAAGAGUGGUUUCUCACUCUCUAGACUAUCCUCUGUUUUCAAGAAAGACACCAAAACCGUCUCCGCCGCUGCUCCGUCCUCGGUGAAGAGAAUGAGCUCCACGGCUAAAGAAGUUAUUCGGAAAUACAUGAAAAAGGUCAAACCUUUAUACGACAAGUUAUCUCAGAAACAGAGCACCACAGUCGCAGCUUUCAAAACAGAGUCCUCUGUUUUAAAAACAGAGUCCUCUUUCUCAGGGAACCUAAUGAAAUACACAAAACGAGGACGGUGCGCGGCGAGCUGUCCGUCGUCGAUGAGGUCAUCUCCGAGUCACUCCGGGGUGCUGACACGUGGUGGCUUUCCAGGUCAACGAGGAGGUAGUAGCUGCAGCAGCAACAACAGUGUGUCUUCUUCUAUGGAAGAGUUGCAGAGUGCUAUUCAAGGAGCUAUUGCUCAUUGCAAGAACUCAAUGUUGCAGAAGAGUUUGGUUAGUAGUCUCGAGAUCUAGCAUUAUAUCUUUGUACCAAUCCAUUAUAUGUUUUUGUAUUUCUAAUCAUUUUGAAAUUUGAGCUACUCCCUUGUCUUAGAAUUGCCAUGUGUGUGAUCCAAACAUGCGAUAUAAUUAACAAUGUUAUUGGUUA